Molecule: messenger RNA, 165 nt
Organism: Prunus armeniaca (apricot)
Lineage: Eukaryota; Viridiplantae; Streptophyta; Magnoliopsida; Rosales; Rosaceae
Source: the annotation of a GenBank genome assembly
AUGCAGAUUUUAGAGCUUCCAAGCCAUCCAUUCUAUGUAGGAGUGCAAUUUCAUCCAGAAUUUAAAUCACGGCCUAGGAAGCCCUCAUCUCUCUUUUUAGGUCUUAUCUUGGCAGCAACAGGGCAGUUGGAAACAUAUCUUGACCAGUAUCCAAAUACAAGUUGA